AUGGAUCCUACAUUCCCUCUUUCUUGGAGAUUCUUCAGUGUUAGUGUUAACCUCCCGACGUUUAGCAACUUCAACUUUUUGGUGUCGGAAUCUCCAUUGACACUCCUUCAUGCCAAUGGCUUCCUCGCGCCUCUAUUCGCCCAACCUAUCAAGUAUGACUCCUUCGAUUGCACUUUCGAUUCGCCUGAACAACCUACCAAACAAGAUCAGGUCCAUUCAUUCGACGAAAUUCGUUGCGCCACGUUGAAAAGAUGUGAAAGAUUAUCCAGGCGGAUCUUCUGCAAGUAUUUGGACGUAAUUAUGCCGAUUUGUCGAAACUGCGAAGAUUCGGAUUCACGUACGGACGAAGAAGCUCUAGAACGGAGGAGAGGAAGAUAUAUGAAUUUUCUGGCGUGGUUUCAACCAACUAGACAAAGCGCAGUGACCUACUCUAUUGAUAAUUGGCACCGAUUUUGCGACUCCGAGUGCUCGAUCCACGAGGCGGUUCUGCAUUGCAAGAAACCCAUCGUUGGUGAUAAAUGA
Molecule: messenger RNA, 522 nt
Organism: Ipomoea nil (Japanese morning glory)
Lineage: Eukaryota; Viridiplantae; Streptophyta; Magnoliopsida; Solanales; Convolvulaceae
Product: probable membrane-associated kinase regulator 6
Exons: 1
Coding region: 1-522 (173 amino acids)
Source: RefSeq, a predicted model, not a curated record